Molecule: messenger RNA, 309 nt
Organism: Aaosphaeria arxii CBS 175.79
Lineage: Eukaryota; Fungi; Ascomycota; Dothideomycetes; Pleosporales
Exons: 2
Coding region: 1-309 (102 amino acids)
Source: RefSeq, a predicted model, not a curated record
AUGAAGACCUCUAUCGCCGCUCUUGUUACUCUGGCCGCUUUUGUUGCAGCAUCUGGCAAUUUUACGAGCAGUACGGAGAAGGCCUGCACGGGCGGGAAGAUUAUCCACUUUUGGAUUCCAAAGAACGACACCAAUCCAUGCCAGCCAUUGGACAAUAUCGGGUCACUCAGGGUCACCGAUCUUGAUCCUGGUUGCAGAUUUCGCGUCUUUGGGGAUCGUAACUGCGAUGUUGUCGAGAAGCAAGCUAAAUUUGAAGAGUGUACCCAAUUCGUCAACAAUACAAACUCCUUCAUCUACGACUGCCAAUAA